Juglans microcarpa x Juglans regia is the source of this 888-nucleotide messenger RNA. RefSeq lists its product as uncharacterized. Lineage: Eukaryota; Viridiplantae; Streptophyta; Magnoliopsida; Fagales; Juglandaceae. The coding region runs from base 1 to 888 and encodes 295 amino acids. The transcript has a single exon. The record is from RefSeq and is a predicted model, not a curated record.
AUGGUGACCCAAAGUCCUCAACUGAUUCCAGAGGUUGAGAUAAUGUUGAGACCUUUGAAGGUUUUCGAUGGUGUGCCGUAUGUGUCUUUCACGAAGGAGGAGAUAGAACGAUCUGCACAACCGUUUAAGUUUUCACUAGUUAUGAAGUUUAUGAGACAGAGGCCAUCGCUUGAUAUUAUUAGAGCUUUCAUUAGAAGUCGUUGGGGCUUGGAUUCAAAACCGGUGGUGUCUGCUAUGUUAAAGGCCAGGUCAGUGUUCGUCCGUUUUUCAAAUGAACUUGAUUUUAUCAAAGCUUUUUCAAGAGAAACUUGUGAUGUAGAAGGAGUGUCUUAUCAUAUUUUCCAAUGGUAUCCUGAGUUUGAUGAAGAAAAUGAGUCCCCUUUGGUACCGAUUUGGAUCACAUUACCAGGUCUCCCGCCAAACUUUUAUCAUGAAUCUUUUCUACGAAAUAUAACAAUGCCGUUGGGUCAGUAUAUUCUUCAGGACAAUAGCACACGAUGUGCAACUCGAACGGAUGGAGCACGAGUUUGUAUCAAAAUGGACGCCUCCAAAAAUCCGCUUGACUCGUUCUGGAUAGGCAUCCCUCACCAAGCUACUAGCCGGUUGCAAGAAGUGGUUUAUGAAACUCUUCCUACUUAUUGCUAUCGAUGCCGAAUGCAAGGCCAUAAUGUCUCUACUUGUAAAUGGGAAGGAGGUAUGAAGACGGAAGAGAGGUACCAAGGAGAAGGAGGAAGAGAGAAGAAAGUUUGGGUGAGAAAAGAGGCAAGGAAAUCAGCUGGGCAUCGGGAGCAGGACAGGGCUGAGAUAAGUAAACGUGUUGAAGUUGUUGAUCUAGAGGAGGGACUUUUGAAUAAAAAUGAUGAUAUUGGGGAGGAAACAGGGGAAUAA